Ananas comosus (pineapple) is the source of this 1253-nucleotide messenger RNA. RefSeq names its product replication protein A 32 kDa subunit A-like. The transcript is spliced from 10 exons. Gene Ontology annotation, molecular function: DNA binding. NCBI's taxonomy places the organism in Eukaryota, Viridiplantae, Streptophyta, Magnoliopsida, Poales, Bromeliaceae. Gene Ontology annotation, cellular component: DNA replication factor A complex; nucleus; site of double-strand break. Bases 134 to 949 code for a protein of 271 amino acids. The record is from RefSeq and is a predicted model, not a curated record. Gene Ontology annotation, biological process: nucleotide-excision repair; DNA replication; double-strand break repair via homologous recombination.
GCCACCUCUCUCCCCAUUUUCCCGCCACCGCCCUUUCUAUCUCUCUCUCUCUCUCUCUCUCUCUCCGCUUUGGUCGAUCACCGCUCACCAAAAUUCUAGGGUUAGGGUUUCCAUUUCGAUUGCGAGCACGAAAAUGUUCUCCUCACAGCUCGAUUCCGGCGCCUUCGCCUCCUCCCAAUCGACCCAAAAUCCUGAUUCCUCCUCCUCCAAGAAUCGCGGCGCUACGCCUCGGCCUCCGGUGACGUUGAAGCGGCUAAUCGAGGCGUAUCAAUCUAGCGACGACAAAUCGAGCGUUGUUGUUGAUGGGAUCAAUGCUACGAACUUUAGGAUUGUGGGGCUUGUAAUGAACAAGAGGGAGCGGGCCACGGACGUUACAUUCACCAUCGACGAUGGCACCGGCCGGAUGGAUUUUCUUAGAUGGGUGAAUGAUGCUUCGGAUACGAACGAAACAGCUAUUAUUCAGAAUGGGAUGUAUGUCAAUGUAAUCGGUAGCAUCACGGGGUUUCAGGAGAGGAAGCGUGCUUCCGCCUUCUCUGUUCGGCCUGUCAUUGACUAUAACCAGGUUGCGCUCCAUUUCAUUGAGUGCAUUUACAUGCAUCUGAAGAACGCCAAAUCAGAGGUUGGUAGCUCCGCUUCAACCUCGUCAACUUUAGUCACUGGAACCCCUCUCUCGAAUGGCUUAAAAGAGCUCCAUUCUCAAGUUUCCAAUCAAGUGUCAGGACAAAGCGGAGUAAGUGGAUCCGAGACUGACAUCUACAAACUGGUGUUAGAUGUUUUCCAAGAACCAGCAAGCCUCGCCAACGAGCAUGGAUUGCAUGUAGACGAAGUCGUCAGACGACUAGGGCUACCGUCCAACAAGAUCAAGGAAGCGAUUGAUUAUCACGUAGAUGUGGGCCAUAUAUAUUCGACGAUAGAUGACUAUCACUUCAAAUCCGCACUCAUCGACUGAUCAGCUGCGAAGUAGGAAGGAAAAUGUGAGGGCCAUAGAGAUAAUGCAGAGUAGUCAGGCUAGUAUCUGAAUGUUCAAAUUGCUUUUGGAGGACUCUGUUGAACUCAAAAAAUAUAUAUAUCUUGCUUCUUGGUUUGUAUUAUGUAAAUGCAUGCGAUUUUCAAGCACUAUUUGUCGCGCAAAAAAAUCGCUUGUUUUUAUCCCUCGCAUCUUUCAUUUGCAGUGAAUUGGUGCUUACAUGCUUUGCUUAGGUGUAUUAUAAUGACAGCUUAGACCCUGAACUUUUUUGUAUCAUUUGCGAAGC